CGGCAACUUACAAACCAUGUAAAGUUAUGUUCCUCUUUGAUAGACCCGUCCACGCGAAUAGAAUGUCGGUCAAGGUUUAUUGACUUGUACUUCAAACGAUCUAAUGGUAGGCAUAGAAUGGUCAUUUGGGAAGACCACAAUAGAUGUUGUUGAAAGUGCAUGGGUUGUUUCGUGAGUAUUCAGCGGUCGUAAAGGAUAGCAGUACCAGCAUGAUCAAACAUAUCCCUAUUGUUAACAAGGUUCGUAUAGUCCUCUUAGUUCUCGGAAACACAAACGAAAAAGGUAUCAGAAUUAGCACUCGAUUCCCGCUGUUGGCUUUUCGACUCAGCAUUACCAACAUCAACAAGAGAUCACUGGAAGAGACAACUGUGCCUACUACAAAUAGCAAAUUCGUGUCUCUUGGGCCGUAUGGUUUUGUUCGCGCUACGCGUGGUGCUGAUAUGUCCAGUUUCAUCGUCAACAAUUUCGCGCAUUUCCUAGCUGCAGCAGGUGCCGCAGCUAUCGUUUGGCAGACUGUGGAUGUAGGAAAAAGGGCAAUUGCCUCCUAGGCGUUUCGGACAGACUUCUAUCCUGUCGUCUGGGUGUGUCUCGCCGUGACCCGCCACCUCCAAGCUGUUGUCUUCAUACGUCUGAGCCUUCGGCUCUCUAAGAAAAACGUAUCGCGAUCGCCCAGCGCAAGAUCUUCAAUUGUAAGCUCUGGCUUAACAGGCUGAAUGCUUACAGAGGGUUUGCGCGCUGG
Dothidotthia symphoricarpi CBS 119687 is the source of this 739-nucleotide messenger RNA. RefSeq lists its product as uncharacterized. The coding region runs from base 144 to 548 and encodes 134 amino acids. The transcript has a single exon. NCBI's taxonomy places the organism in Eukaryota, Fungi, Ascomycota, Dothideomycetes, Pleosporales, Dothidotthiaceae. The record is from RefSeq and is a predicted model, not a curated record.